AUGGGGUUUAUCCCUUACUUGCGAAUGCCGCCUCCAUAUAUCCUGGCGUGCAUGCUUUGCUCAGCCAAUGGACUCCUUUUCGGCAUGGAUACUGGUGUGAUCGGCCCAGUAACCGAUAUGAAAGAUUUCAAAUCUCAGUUUGGAGGUAGUCAAAAUGCGACAAUUCAUGGUCUUAUCGUCUCGUCCAUUCUAAUUCCUGCGGCUCUGUCUUCAUUUUUCGCCGGGUAUCUUGCCGAUAAACUUGGUCGCCCCAAAGGCAUCAGUAUUGGCGUUUUCAUUUUUGGCGUCGGAGCAGCCAUCGAAGCUGCGGCCACGUCGUUGGGCAUGUUCAUAGGUGGCCGUGUGAUUGAGGGACUGGGAGAAGGACUUUUCCUUGGUAACUUGGUUGUUUACAUCUGUGAGAUUUCGCCUACUAGCACUAGAGGGCCUUUGACGACAGGUCCCCAGCUGCUUAUUACUUUGGGCCUUGUUACGGGAUACUUCACUUGUUACGGAACAUCAAAUAUCGCAUCAUCGCUCUCGUGGAGAACCCCGUGGAUCAUCCUUGCAUCUCUAUCUAUGAUUCUAUCGGCUUGUUCCCUUAUGUUUCUCCCGCCAUCUCCUCGAUGGCUAACUCUUCAUGGUCACCAGGAAGAGGCAGAUGCGGUGUGGAAUAUGCUUGGUGUUUCUCAUGCGGAGCGUGAGAAAGUUGAACUUCAAGUUGCAGUGGAAGAAAAAGAUGUCCGGGGUCGCACUGCCCUUGCAGUCUUCCUAAUGGGCGUUCAGCAGCUCAGCGGCAUUGAUGGUGUCUUAUAUUACGCCCCUCUUCUCUUCCAGCAGGCUGGCCUUGAAUCCUCCGAAGCUAGUUUUCUCGCGUCUGGUGUCUCGGCACUGGUCAUCUUCGCCGUCACUAUCCCUGGUUUGAUCUACUGUGACAAAUGGGGAAGGCGACACAGUAUCAUCUAUGGUGGCUUUGGGCUUGCUCUCGUUAUGUUUCUUAUUGGCGGUCUGUACGCUGGGAAUGCUGUUCAUGCUACCUUUGGUGCAGGACGCUGGGUUGUUAUCGUUUGCAUCUACAUUUUCGCAGUCAUAUAUUCCUUGACUUGGGCAGUUUCGGUCAAGGUCUACAGUGCUGAGAUACAGCCUCAGCGAACCCGUGCCUCCGCUACAACACUAGCUCAUUCAAGCAACUGGAUAUUCAACUUCUUGGUUGCUUUGGUCACUCCUGUCCUAUUAUCCAAAAGCAACUGUGGUGCCUACUUCAUGUUUGGAGGAUGUUCCGUCAUUGGCGCAGCUGUCGCUGCCAUAUUUAUGAUUGAAACCAAGGGUCGAUCUUUCAAUGAGAUCGAGGAGGAUUUCAAACACCGAGCACCAGGCAAGAAUGGUAUAUUCAGUGCUCUCCAACGAAAAAGCGAGAAGCAGGAUCUGUGA
Molecule: messenger RNA, 1410 nt
Organism: Penicillium manginii
Lineage: Eukaryota; Fungi; Ascomycota; Eurotiomycetes; Eurotiales; Aspergillaceae
Exons: 3
Coding region: 1-1410 (469 amino acids)
Biological process (GO): carbohydrate transport; transmembrane transport
Cellular component (GO): membrane
Molecular function (GO): carbohydrate:proton symporter activity
Source: RefSeq, a predicted model, not a curated record